Molecule: messenger RNA, 333 nt
Organism: Penicillium verhagenii
Lineage: Eukaryota; Fungi; Ascomycota; Eurotiomycetes; Eurotiales; Aspergillaceae
Exons: 2
Coding region: 1-333 (110 amino acids)
Source: RefSeq, a predicted model, not a curated record
AUGGCCCCAGUCCAGCAGUAUUGGCUCCCAGGAUAUGGCCUCUCCCGCCACAUUGUCCUCGGCCACAUCCACUAUUUUCUCGGUCCGACGGCAUCUGUCCGGCCCUAUAGUUACCAGGAACAAAUCGAGGACUUGGCUACCAUGUCUCGAGAGUACGAGAAACAGGAAGCUUUGCGCAUGACGACUCAAAGCCUGACCACCAAUGGAAACAACAAUGGCAACGGGGUCUCUGCGUCCCGACAAUCCUCAGAACCCUACAUCAAUGAAUUGAUCCCGGUUGAAACCUCCCGGGCACGACGACAUCCUGAACCGGAGACCAGGGGUGGCCGUUGA